Cydia pomonella (codling moth) is the source of this 1575-nucleotide messenger RNA. RefSeq names its product aquaporin-like. The transcript has 2 exons. Lineage: Eukaryota; Metazoa; Arthropoda; Insecta; Lepidoptera; Tortricidae. Gene Ontology annotation, molecular function: water channel activity. The record is from RefSeq and is a predicted model, not a curated record. Gene Ontology annotation, cellular component: plasma membrane. Gene Ontology annotation, biological process: transmembrane transport. Bases 111 to 833 code for a protein of 240 amino acids.
AUAUUAUAAUGAAACUUAAAUUGUUAGUUUCAAAACGAACGUAUGCAAACCAACUAGAUUAAACUUUAAUGAGUUGUCACAUGUGAGUAAAAGUGAAAAUUUCAAUAACCAUGGAUAUAUUAAAAGCUAUAGGACUACACGAGUUCAAAAAUUGGGAUAUACUGAGGAGAUUAUUAUCAGAACUUAUAGGGACAUUUCUAUUGAUAACAAUUUCGCUCUCAGGAAUACAUGAAAUAAAAUCUGCAGUUGGUUUCGCACUAGCGAAUGGAUUACUUUUAGCUUCUAUCAUAGCAUAUACUGGCCAUAUUUCUGGUGGACAUGUGAAUCCAGCUGUGACUCUUGGAAUGUUAAUUUGCAAUUAUAUAAAACUGGUCCCUGCUCUGUGCUACGUAGUCGUCCAAAUAGUUGGAGCGUUGUUAGGCCAAAUGGUAGCACGAUGGAUUGUUAUGAAAGAUUACAAGAGGAUAAGUUCGAGGAAGAUGGGGGAUCGGUGGGGGAUGGAGCGGUCGGAGUUUGGGUUGGAAGUGCUGGAGACGUUUUUGUUGGUGUCGGUGGCUCUGAGCGUGACGGAUCCGAGGAGGAGUGCUCGGGGUGUUGGUUCUGCCGGUUUAGCCAUCGGUCUCAGUGCAGCAGCAUCUCACUGCGCAGUGACAGAAUACAAAGCAAGCUUGAACCCCGUUGGACAUCUAGCAACGUCAAUAUACCUAAAAUCUUCUACCAACUGGGUCUAUUGGGGCGGACCAAUGCUCGGCGGACUGUUAGCUGGACUGGUGUACAGAUUUAUCCUGAGUUAUAGUAGACCUGCUAGUAUUCAAGUUAUUUAUAGGCCGUGAAGUUAUCAAAAUAAUUGAUCUUAAUAAAAAUCUCAAAAAUAAGACACGUCUUUGAAUCUAGUUGGACAGCUACGUCAAUAGACCAGAAAUCAGCAGUCGUUGAGUUACUGCCCGAGUACAGUAGUAGACUUACUCAUAUUCAGUUCAGUUUUUAAAAAUUGAAUGGAUUCAGUCCAGUGGGACUAUUUAGCCAGUGUCAAGGAGUUUGAAGCUAUAUACGAGUGUACGAAAAAUGUUGUACGGUUAGUACAAGAUAGUGUACGGUUCAGUGAUGGCCGAACGUUAAUAACAAUUGACCAUUGACCAUUACAAAUUGAACCGUAAACCGUAACGGAAGGUUACAGUUCAAUUUGUAAUGGUUAUAGGUCAAUUCUAAUUAACGUUAGGCCCACACUGGUACGGUUAUUUUCUUUAUUGGCUCUUGUAAAGCGAUAGCUGAACUUUAUAAUAGAAUAGGCCACGUGGGUAACCUGGCGUAGCGUUGGCUCCAGUGUGAAACUCGUAUCAAGAUUAAUUCUUCAUUAUCCGCACUCGCUAUCAAUUUUACACAUUAAACAACAUUAAUGAGCAGAAACAAAUAAGUUAACCACGAGCUGAUGUCACCAAGAUGGCGGUUGACAAGCAUUUAAGAUAUUUAUAAACCGUGAAUUAUCAAAAUACCCACCAAAAUAAUUGAGUUUACUUUUAUGUCAAUAAAAUGUCACGUGCACACUGAAACCGUAUUGAAUCCUGUGAAACAUCU